Molecule: messenger RNA, 1317 nt
Organism: Priapulus caudatus
Lineage: Eukaryota; Metazoa; Priapulida; Priapulimorpha; Priapulimorphida; Priapulidae
Exons: 16
Coding region: 55-1317 (420 amino acids)
Biological process (GO): protein O-linked glycosylation via N-acetylgalactosamine
Cellular component (GO): Golgi membrane
Molecular function (GO): beta-1,3-galactosyl-O-glycosyl-glycoprotein beta-1,3-N-acetylglucosaminyltransferase activity
Source: RefSeq, a predicted model, not a curated record
GUAAACGAAGGGCGAUUGCAUGGUGAAAUUAGCAUACAUUCGGUUCAGCCAAUCAUGCAUAGGAUGCUAAAGCGAAUUGGAGGGAUCAAGCUGUUGAUUGGUCUGACCCUCACGAUCCUCGGAUUCGUCUUCAUCAACUAUGCAUUCCGCAGCGACCCCUCCAUUAAAGCCGCUCAGCUGAGCAGCUCCGGAUCUUCUCUCAUCGACGACCUGCCAUGUAUCCUUGAGGACUCGUGCAGCGGAAGCGCAGGCAAGAACUACCGCGUAGCGUCGGGUGACGGCAUGAGCGUCUAUCCCAUCGUCUGCUACGACCGAAAGCUCAUUAUGUCCGACAACAAACACAAUGUUGGACGUGGCUUGAACAUUGUAUUUAUAGAUGACAAGACAAAAGAAGUGAAAAAACAUGCUGUGUAUGACACUUUUGAAACAGAUAUCGCUCUGGUGGAAAUGCUGCUGAGCACUCAAGACAACUGGAUCAUCAUGGUGGCUUGCUUCGAUGAAUGCGCCCAGAAACUGAGCACUCACGCACGUAACCUGCUGCAGAGGUUCGGCAGUGGACUGGUGAAGGAGCUGCAAUACCGCGAUGCCUUCGUCAUGCUGGGCCAGAAGGGACUGCAGCUAGGAAUGGCCACAGAGAAGCUGGAACAUAAGAAGAAGAGGGAGUUUGGGAGUAGAGUCGAGGUCAACGGCUGCAUGACGUUCCCACGUAGUUACAUCAUGAAGUCGCUGAACGAUGCUGGGCGAGGUCUGAACGUCGUCACGUAUAACGGCACGUCCCGGCAGGUCGCCCGCGUCGCUCACUUCGACACGUACGCUAAAGUUGUGGGGCAGGCUGUGAAACCUGACCCACUCAUCAUUCGUAACAAGGCGAAGCGAGAGUUCUGCGACAAGCACAGCGGCUACGGAGACUUCUGCGACGACCAGGUGUUCAUGAAUCUGGAGUAUCCUAGCAACAGCAACUGGGCGCGGGUGAUCUCCGUAAAGCUCUGCAUGCCAACCAAGAUUGUAGGGCAGGCUGUGAAACCUGACCCACUCAUCAUUCGUAACAAGGCGAAGCGAGAGUUCUGCGACAAGCACAGCGGCUACGGAGACUUCUGCGACGAGAGUCACAUUGAUGAAGGCAUAUAUCCGGCACCGCUCACCAACAAGUCGUGGGAGAAUCACGCAAUAUUCCAAGUUCCCAUCGCCAUCAUAGCAGGUCCGUCUGCGAUGGGACUGAGGAUGACACUAGAGACUGUGAUGAUGCAGCCGGGGAUCAGUCCCACGAUGGUCGUGGUAGGUGUCACCACCGUAGUGCUGAACGGUGCUGCCAUCUAG